This is a messenger RNA of Lodderomyces orthopsilosis Co 90-125, 1176 nucleotides long. RefSeq names its product proteasome regulatory particle base subunit (gene PR26). Gene Ontology annotation, molecular function: ATP binding; proteasome-activating activity; ATP hydrolysis activity. Gene Ontology annotation, biological process: proteasome-mediated ubiquitin-dependent protein catabolic process. The transcript has a single exon. The coding region runs from base 1 to 1176 and encodes 391 amino acids. Lineage: Eukaryota; Fungi; Ascomycota; Pichiomycetes; Serinales; Debaryomycetaceae. The record is from RefSeq and is a predicted model, not a curated record. Gene Ontology annotation, cellular component: proteasome regulatory particle, base subcomplex.
AUGACCAGUAUCGACGGGAACCCUGAUAUAUUCUUGCGCCAUAAAGCUCUAUUGAAAGAGCUCAACUUGAUCAAGAUACAAGAAGAAUACAUAAAAGAUGAGCAACGUCACUUGAAACGAGAAUUGAUUCGAGCACAAGAAGAAGUCAAAAGAAUUAAAUCAGUGCCUUUAGUAAUUGGUCAAUUCUUGGAACCUAUAGAUGAAAAUACCGGUAUUGUUUCAUCAACGACUGGAUCAAACUACGUAGUGCGUAUUUUAUCCACUUUGGAUCGUGAAUUGUUGAAACCAUCAUCGUCUGUUGCAUUACAUCGUCAUUCCAAUGCAUUGGUUGAUAUUUUACCUCCAGAAGCAGACUCUUCUAUUUCCAUUGUUGGAGAAAACGAAAAGCCCGAUGUGACGUAUGCCGAUAUUGGUGGUCUAGAUAUGCAAAAGCAAGAAAUUGUCGAAUCAGUGGAGUUGCCAUUAGAGCAAUCGCAUUUGUAUAGUCAAAUUGGUAUAGACCCUCCACGAGGUGUAUUGUUAUAUGGUCCACCAGGAACUGGUAAGACGAUGUUGGUUAAAGCUGUUGCCAAUGCUACAAAGGCUUCAUUUAUAAGAAUCAAUGGUUCCGAGUUUGUUCAAAAAUAUCUCGGUGAAGGUCCGAGAAUGGUUAGAGAUGUAUUCAGAUUAGCUAGAGAGAAUUCACCAGCAAUAAUUUUCAUUGAUGAGAUAGAUGCAAUUGCGACAAAAAGAUUUGAUGCCCAAACUGGUGCUGAUCGUGAAGUUCAAAGAAUCUUGUUGGAAUUGUUAAACCAAAUGGAUGGGUUUGACCAAACGUCAAAUGUCAAGGUUAUUAUGGCAACUAAUAGAGCCGAUACGUUGGAUCCUGCGUUGUUGAGGCCGGGUAGAUUGGACAGAAAGAUUGAAUUUCCAAACUUGAAGGAUAGAAGGGAAAGAAGGUUGAUAUUCACCACUAUCGCAUCAAAGAUGUCCUUGGCUCCAGAAGUCGACUUGGACUCGCUUAUAAUAAGAAAUGAUCCGUUAUCAGGUGCCGUGAUAGCGGCCAUCAUGCAAGAAGCUGGUUUGAGAGCGGUGAGAAAAAAUAGAUAUAUGAUUUUACAAAGUGAUUUGGAAGAGGCAUACAGUUCACAAGUCAAGACAGGAACUGAGCAUGACAAAUUUGAGUUCUAUAAAUAA